AUGACGGCGCCAAGCGACCCCAGCGUGCUGGAGGCCGAAGCGGGGCGCCUCAGCAAUUCUAUCAGCCACCUCGAGCGGUCGAUCAGGGAGAUCAAGCAGGCGAUAGCAGAGGAGGGGCCAUGCGUCGAGUACAAGGAGGCGGUGGGGGAGAACAUCGUGCUGAUCGCGAAGCAGAAGGCGGCCCUCGCGGCCAUUGAGGAGCAGAUACGCAAGGCGAAGGGCGCGGACGCGCCAAUAGAGCCGCAGGGCAUGGAGGUGGACGGGAGCGCGGAGGACCCGCAUGCGCGAGGUGACCGACAGCCGCAGCACGGCGCCGCGCCACCACAGGGCGGAGCCGGGGGCGAGGGUGCGUGGAUGUGA
Pedinophyceae sp. YPF-701 is the source of this 360-nucleotide messenger RNA. NCBI's taxonomy places the organism in Eukaryota, Viridiplantae, Chlorophyta, Pedinophyceae. The record is from the annotation of a GenBank genome assembly.